ACUAAAGAUCGGAAAUCAUAAGAUAAGAGGCACAUUGGAUUGAAUUGCAAGAACAUCAUAGAUAUAUAUAAUAACCCACUUUGGUCCAAGCGUUUGAAACAUCAUUAGAUAUAACGAAUAAUCACUGAACAGAGACAAACUCUCAUUAGAAUCAAAGGAACUAAUUUCUUGAUUUUUCUUAAUCACUAACCUCUCUUAUAGCUAAAGGUUUUAAGCAUCACUAUCAUCACUGCUAUCAUCAUCCUCGUCGUUGACACCACGGUUACUGUUUUCAUUGGAGAUGAAAACUCCAGGCUGGCUCGAUCGUCUCCUAGUCCUCGACGGAAGGAUAUUAUCCAAAUCAACCUCAGCCAAAGGAUCAUCGGAGAAAUCGCUUUCGUCGUCUUCAUCAAAACCUUCGUCAUCUUCAUCAUCACUGUCGUCUUCGUCAUCACUUUCCUCCACUUCGAUCAUUUUUCCCUUUCCCUUGUCCUCUCGAGAAAUCCCUUUACCUUUCCUAUCAACCUCUUCUUCUUCUUCUUCUUCUUCCUCUUCCUCGUCGUCUUCCUCUUCAUCUUCUUCAUCUGCAUCUUCUUGCUCCUCAUCUUCAGCUCCAAGAUCGCCGAUUACGCCAUUCUCAACCUUUUCAGCUGCUUUCUCCGAUAAAACCGAUGAUUCUGCACCAAUCUUUUCCUCGGUGGAAGAAUUCAGAUUCUCGACGCCAGUUCCAUUAAUUUCUCCGUCUUUGGACUCAGACUCAACAGAAUUCGAUGAAGGAUUAAGCUUCUGAGCCUUGUUUGCCACAUUAUCCUGCUCUUGGCAAAACAGAUCAGAUUUCCGCUUCACCGGAAACGAAGAAUCCUGUUGAUUCUCAACAUCCGCCAUAGAUAAAUCAAUCUUCUUACUUCAGAGAAUUCGCGAUUGGUUUGAGGAAGACGAUUCAGAGUUAGGGCUUUGAGCUGAAAGCAAACAAUUAGAGUGAAUUUUGGUGGUAACCCUAGAAGUUUUUGUAGGGUUUCUCAAUGAUUUUUACCGUCUUUGUUUCUCUCUACUUCAUUAUUUGGACCUCAACAUAUUGGCCCAUUAUUAAGCCCAUCUACCUAUCUUCUCAAAAUACUGGUGAAUGGUGAUUAAACAAAUUCACAUUAUGCUAAAAUAACCGCUUAAACAAACAAUUAAUCGCUAAAUCAAAUGAUUUUGUAAGUUUUAUAAACCGGACUCGAACCAAGACCAAAUUCAACUAUUGUGGUAAUUUAAUGGUCGAGUCUCGAGUGUGUGUGUGGCAGCAGGAGAACGUGCCGGGGGAUAUAAAACCGGCUCAAUGCUACAGUCAUACCGGUUUGGUUUUCUAUUCGAUAGUAUAAAAUUGAAACCGGUUAUCCAAUUUGACAGGCAGAGAAGAAGAUUUGAUUGAAGUACAGAUCCAUCGGAGAAGAAGAAGACAGAGGAAGAGAGAGAUUGAAGAUCAAUGACUUCGAGGUACUGGGUUGUUUCUCUUCCAGUGAAAGACUCUGCUUCUACGUUAUGGAAUCGAUUGCAGGAGCAGAUCUCCAAGCAUUCCUUUGAUACUCCCAUUUAUCGGUUUAACAUUCCUAAUCUUCGUGUUGGAACUUUAGAUUCUCUACUCGCUCUCGGCGAUGAUCUGCUUAAGUCGAACAGCUUUGUGGAAGGAGUUUCGCAAAAGAUCAGGAGACAGAUCGAAGAAUUGGAGAGGAUUUCUGGUGUUGAGAGCAACGCUCUAACAGUUGAUGGAGUUCCUGUUGAUUCUUAUCUCACCAGGUUUGUGUGGGAUGAAGCUAAGUACCCAACAAUGUCACCUCUGAAGGAGGUUGUGGACAAUAUUCAGUCUCAGGUUGCAAAGAUUGAGGAUGAUCUCAAGGUUCGUGUUGCUGAAUAUAACAAUAUCCGCGGUCAACUCAAUGCCAUUAACCGAAAGCAAAGUGGAAGCUUAGCUGUUCGUGACCUCUCAAACUUGGUUAAGCCAGAAGAUAUUGUCGUGUCAGAACAUCUCGUGACUCUCCUUGCUGUUGUUCCAAAGUAUUCCCAAAAAGACUGGCUAGCAUGUUAUGAGACAUUGACCGAAUAUGUGGUUCCUAGGUCCUCGAAGAAGUUGUUUGAGGAUAAUGAGUAUGCUCUUUACACCGUCACUCUCUUUACUCGUGUCGCAGAUAAUUUCAGGAUUAGUGCUCGUGAGAAAGGGUUCCAAGUCCGUGAUUUUGAACAUAGUGUUGAAGCACAAGAGACUCGUAAACAAGAGCUAGAAAAGUUGGUUCAGGAUCAGGAAAGUUUGAGAAGCUCUCUUUUGCAGUGGUGCUACACCAGUUAUGGAGAGGUUUUCAGCUCCUGGAUGCAUUUCUGUGCUGUGCGUAUAUUCGCUGAGAGCAUUAUGAGAUAUGGUUUACCUCCAGCGUUCUUGGCAUGUGUCUUAUCUCCGGCUGUGAAAAGUGAAAAGAAAGUACGCUCCAUUCUUGAACGCAUGUGUGAUUCUACCAACAGUUUAUACUGGAAAAGUGAGGAGGAUGCAGGAGCUGGAGGAGCCAUGGCUGGUUUAGCCGGUGACUCAGAGACAUAUCCUUAUGUCUCCUUCACUAUCAACCUUGCUUAAAAUAUUGAUGAGAGAUGCUUUUGAUGCUACUUCUCCUCGUCUCUGUCUUCAUCUGUUAUAUUUGUUUGUGUUCUAUAGAUUUCACAUUUAUUUUUCGUAAUAUAUUAUGAUUUUCGAAAUAAGGUGGCACUCAAGAGAGAUGUUGCUGUAAUUUAUAUUUGGCCGGAGUCUUUUAGAUUCCGGUGAGUUUCAGACACUUGUGGAAGACAAAAGGUUAUACAGUUGUUAAAGCCUUUUUGUCAUUUUGUGACCUGGUUGAUUUAUCUAUAUCACUCUGUUUCGUUUCUGUCU
Arabidopsis lyrata subsp. lyrata is the source of this 2875-nucleotide messenger RNA. Its product is annotated as V-type proton ATPase subunit C. The transcript has 11 exons. Gene Ontology annotation, cellular component: vacuolar proton-transporting V-type ATPase, V1 domain. Gene Ontology annotation, biological process: proton transmembrane transport. The record is from RefSeq and is a predicted model, not a curated record. The coding region runs from base 1448 to 2584 and encodes 378 amino acids. NCBI's taxonomy places the organism in Eukaryota, Viridiplantae, Streptophyta, Magnoliopsida, Brassicales, Brassicaceae. Gene Ontology annotation, molecular function: proton-transporting ATPase activity, rotational mechanism.